AAACACCCAACAACAAUCACCACGUCUGCCUCAAUGAGCUCUUUAGAUUCGCUGCUGCAAGACAGCUUGCUCUCCACAUCAACGGAAAUAUGGGUCAUCCUGCUUAGCAGCCACAGCCCAUACCAAAAUUAGGCAAGCCCCCUCAGCCGUCGCUCGUAACACACCCGGCGAGGUUGACGCUAACCACACCUGCUCGUGCUGGGUCUGGUUCACCCACGGAAAGACGCGAUGGAAAAGUUCAAGAACAAAAUACUGCACCCUCGCAAAUCGUGGCAAGAGAAAGAGACGAAACAGACUCCUGGAAAUCGAUCUGCAGGCUUCCAACAUUGGGCGAUAGCUUUUAUUGUUUGCAACUUCAACGUCGACGUAGGCCCGGAGAUUGAGAUUCUCUAUCCACCAGAUGUCCCGUUCACAACUGUAGACCUUAGUGCAAUAUGCUUCAACAGCUUUCCCGAGCAACAAAAUACCGAAACUGCAGAAGACCUUACCUUCAACUUUGCCAUUACCAACAAUUCUCCUGAUGUCAAACUGAACUCGCCACAUGCUCCGCAUGGCAGUGCCAGCACUUUCCAUGGCUCAUGUGUCUUUCGACAGGAAUUUGAUGGCACAAUGAAGAGAAGUUUCAAUCAAAGGACCCUCGUUCUGAUAUCUCAUCAUAACUUUCCUGCAUUCUACAACCGAGUGUUACAAGAAAUGACUGCGUCGGGAUCGAUCAGUGAUCCAACGACUCUGGAGACGGCGUACUCACAGGUCGUUUCAUGGCCGCCGCCUUCCAUCGGACGGCAAGAGCUCCCCUUCAUGGGGAAGAUGUUGACUCUAGAUAUCGCGCCGCAUCCAUCAUUUCCACUGCAAGGCCUGCCCGGACCCACUCCCCUGAUCUCAGACACACGUUCUUCGAUCUAUGCCUACGAACCUGUGGGAUCGUGGGAUACCAUCAUGCACUUCAUGCCCUGCAUUACAGAUCUUUACGUCCUGUACGAAAAGCUCAUUCUUUGCGAAAGCAUCAUCGUAAUCGCCAAGUCACCGCAGCUAGCGAGUGAAGCAAUCUCCUCACUCCUCGACCUCAUCUGCCCUGUACCAUAUGCCGGGGUCAUCAAGCCAUACAUGACGAUGCAAGCUGACUUCCGAAGCAUUGGCAUCGACGGCGGAACACCACGCCCGUUCAUCGUCGGCGUCACGAACCCCUUCCUCCUCAAGCGCAUCGUAGCAGCAGCAGAAAGCAGCCACCGAGCAAGACCGCACAUCCUGUAUCUCCAAAACUUCGACGGCCCCGUCCCAACAAGACGACGCCACUCCUUACACCACACAUCGAGCCGCAACGCGCUCCUAGACCUACCCGGCGGCGGCAUAGAAGUCCACACCCCCUCAAAACGCUUCCUGAAAUCCGACUCAACCAUAGUCUCCCAAAUCGAAGCCCUGCUCAAACUCGGCGACCAGACCCGCGAACUGGACCUCAUCGUCCGCCGCCACUUCGCAGAGCUCACGGCCCAGUUCGUCGCCCCCAUCAACCGCUACCUCGCCACGUCGAAUGUCGUCGCGCCAGGAGGCGGCCACCGUCGGUAUGCGAGCUUCUCCGCGCCCGACUUCCUCCAGAGCGUGAGCAAGUACGGCACGAGUGUCAAGUUCCGCGUCCAGGUCCCGAUACUGCACCAUCGUGCGAAGGACGGCUUGUACGAGAGCUUCUGCAACUCGCCGAACUUUUACUCGUGGUUGGAGAUGAAGAUGUCGCUGGAGAACGAGGCUUCGGCGGGGUCGUUGGGCGCGGGCGUUGCGUCGUCGAGGACGUGAGGUGGGAUGUUUCCAUCGUCUUAUGGGUAGGGCGUUUGAUGGUUUUAUUUAAUGUUUUUGGGAUAUAUUAUAUUUAGGUCGCAUGUUUGUCUGUUGUAAUCUAGACACCAUUGGGUAUCAUGGCUUGUUCGAAUUGGAAAUGAUCAAUACU
Messenger RNA from Dothidotthia symphoricarpi CBS 119687, 1939 nucleotides. RefSeq lists its product as uncharacterized. Bases 229 to 1788 code for a protein of 519 amino acids. Gene Ontology annotation, cellular component: recycling endosome. Gene Ontology annotation, molecular function: guanyl-nucleotide exchange factor activity. Lineage: Eukaryota; Fungi; Ascomycota; Dothideomycetes; Pleosporales; Dothidotthiaceae. The record is from RefSeq and is a predicted model, not a curated record. The transcript has 4 exons.